Nerophis lumbriciformis (worm pipefish) is the source of this 3582-nucleotide messenger RNA. The record is from RefSeq and is a predicted model, not a curated record. Lineage: Eukaryota; Metazoa; Chordata; Actinopteri; Syngnathiformes; Syngnathidae.
AUGGAAGAACAGAGUACGGACAUAGAAGUGACGGUGAAAACGUUAGACUCUCAGAGCAGAACCUACACCGUCGGCGCUCAGUUGACGGUGAAAGAGUUCAAGGAGCACAUUGCGUCUUCUGUGGGGAUCCCUAUUGACAAACAGAGGCUUAUCUACCAGGGCCGAGUCUUGCAAGAUGAAAGGACCUUGGCGGACUAUAACGUGGGUGGCAAGGUGAUUCAUCUGGUGGAACGCGCUCCCCCUCCGCCCUCCCAGCCCGGCUCCGGUUCCGGCGGAACCUCGGCCGACAGCGGCGGCUCGUCGUCGUCCCAAGACGGGCCCCAGGCGCCCCCGCACGACCGCAACGCUAACAGCUACGUCAUGCUGGGCACCUUCAACCUUCCCGUCAACAUCAUGGACCCUCAACAAAUACAGAUGUCAGUUCAGCAGAUGGUUUCCGGCAUGGGGGAAAACGCCAGGAACGCCAGAGUGACGACCAGCACCGGGAGCAAUGGGUCCGUGAACGUUCACAUCGACAUGGAUCAGCCGGUGCAAAGCGAACCCAGGCUUAGGUUGGUGCUGGCUGAAAAUAUGCUGAGGGACAUUAACGAUCUUAUUGAAAGGAUGGAGGGUCGAACAGCCGACUCAUCCGUCCAAACCCAAAGAGAGGCCCCCUCCGCCGCGGCCCCGCCGCCUCCCUCGUCUUCGUCCACCACCUCCACCCCGUCCCCCUCCACCCAACCCAUGGACACCUCCCCUCCUCCGGACACGCCACCACCUCCGCCUUCCUCCAAUACGGCGCCAUCCGAGGGACCCGCGCCUCAACCCGGACCCCGGCACCCCAGCCCGGCCGAGCUGGCCGAGAUGUUGUCAGAGUUGCGGCGGGUGGAGGAGCGACUGCAGCCCUUUGUUCAGAGAGCUCACACCAUCCUGGAGACGGCUACCUCUGCCGAAUACAACAAUAACACGGAAAGGGAGGACGACCAGCAGACACUCGUCCUGACGUGGGAGUGCCUGCGUCUCCUCGGCAACGCCCUGGUGGCCCUGAGCGACCUGCGGCUCAACCUGUUGAGCCCUGUGCCACGCCAUCUCCACGUUGUGCGGCCCAUCUCCCACUACACCGUUCCCGUCACCAUGCCCGGCGCCGUGCACCACCACAUCCCCGUGCAAAUGAACCUAGGCGCCACCGUGUCAGCUGCGGCACCCAACGGCACCGAGGGACAAGCCCCGCCCGCCCCGCCGGCCGGCCAAUCGGAGCAGGCAGGUCAGAGCCAGAGCUCUCCCACACAGACUCCCCCGUCCAAUACGCAGGCCGGCCAGGGACAGGCCGGCCCCCGCGUCAUCAGGAUCAGCCACCAGGCAGGCCCGGUGGUCAUGAUGCAGAUGAACACGGACGGUACAGGGCCGAACCCGGCGGCUGCUCACCAGGUGCCAGGACAACCAGGUGGUCUUCCCCCAGACUUCAUGCGCAACCUGAUGCAACAGAUCACCCAGUAUGCCACGGCGGUAGCGACCAGUGCCGCCACGGCGGCCGCCGCGAGUCAAGCGGUCCCGCCGCAGCCCACACCUCCCGGCUACGGCUCCACGGGCAACUCCUCCGCCACCACCACGGGUCCCAACACCCCCACCACCACCCCCACGGCGCCGCCUCCGCAGCCCCCCAACGCCGGCCCCCAGGCCAGAGUGGUGUUCACUCGGCCGCCCUUCGCCCCCAACAUCCCCCUCCCGGCGUUCGGUACCCGGGGGACCACCAUCAACGUGAGGGCGGCUGUGCCGGGCCAACAGGGUCAGGCUUUUAACGCCGCCGCUCUCAACCAGAUGAUAAGUGCAGUGGUGGGGCAGCUCAUAAUGCCAGGACAAAUGGCUGGUCAAACAGCUAACACGUCGCCCUCCACGUCGUCCUCCACCUCCUCUUCCACCUCCUCGUCUUCGUCCUUCUCCGUGUCGAGCGCCGACGCUAACGCCGGCGUUCAAGCCGAGGGCAACCCGCCGCCGGAGACGUACGCCGAACUCCGUCAGAUGGUGGGCUCGCUUCUGGGCGGCCAAGGGGGAGCGCCCUCCUUCGAGCUGGACCCCGCCAGCUUCCCCAGCCUCAUGGAGGGAGUGGCCGACUUGAUGCGGCAGCAGUCCGUCAACGCGCUUAGGCAGCGGCGGGCAGCGGCGGCAGCUGCCGCCGCUGCUCCCGACGCGAGCCCCGAUCCGUCCCCCGACCCGCCGGCGUCGGCUCCGGCGCCCCCCGACGGCGUCAACCAGGAGCCGUUCAUCGACAUCGUUCGCGGCGUCCUGACCAGCCUGAUGGGGUCCUUGGGACAGGCGCAGAAUGACACGGAGAGCAUCGCGCAGUUCAUGCAGAGGCUCUCGCAGAGAUCCAACAUCUUCAUCAGUCCAGAAGAACCGUCAGGGUUCUUCGGUGAGUUGCUGAUGCUGGUGUGCCAGACUUUCACCAUGUCGGACCUGGUGAUGCUGCUUCAUGCUAACCACCAGCCGCUGGGCCGCAUCCAGCCCCGCCUGGCCCAGUUUUUCCGCCAGAGCUACCUCAACGGCAGGGAGCCCACCGACGAAAACAUCGCAGCUGCCGCCGACACCAUCGUCGGAGAACUGGAGGACGACAUCACAGAGAGCUUCAGGGAGUCGGCGGUCAGCGUGCUGGACGGCGUGGACGCCACUCAGACCAACAUGUCCUUCUUUAGGCAGCAACUAACUCAGAUGGCCACGCACAUUCUGCGCUGCACGGACGAUUCCUUCGGCCCGCGUCUGCUUCACUUGUGCAACCAGGCUCUGUUCGAGUGUCUGGCUCUCAACCUGCACUGUCUGAGAGGAGACCAGCACGCUCUGACGGCCGUCAUCAACCACCGAAUCCGGAGGAUGUCGAGCGACAUCAGCCCCAGCCUGCUCAACUGGAUGAUCAGCAUGAUGACCAUGAGGCUGCAGUUCAUCCUGGAGCACCUCCCCGUCAGCCACGAGCAGAUUCAGAGUUACAUCGUUUACACGCAGAGGGAUCAGUCCACCGCCACCGACGCGCAGGAAGCAGAACGCGCCCAAAGCGCGACGAUGAGCGACACCCUCUCGCCGGCCGCCGCCACCACGGCCGAAGAGGCCAUGUCGGCGUCGUCGGCGCGGGAGACCAGAGCGCCGCCCGCCGACCUGGGAGGGGCCGCGCCGGUGGGAGGCGACAAAGCGGCGGCGGGGGCCGAGGGCGCCGCCGGAGACUCGGCGGGAGAGACGGAAGCGUGGACGGCCGCCGUUCCGCCGGAGUGGGUUCCCAUCAUUCGCUGCGACAUGAUGACACAGAGGAAGAUGAAGGCGCAGCCGCCGCUGUCGGACGCCUACUUGCACGGCAUGCCGGCCAAGCGUCGCAAGACGGGCCCGGGCGGCGGGAGCCUGGCGUCGCUGUCUGACGCGGUGAGCCAAGCGGCCCGGACGGCCGGCGUCAGGCCCGUCACUUCCGCCGAGCGCCUGCAGGAGGAGCUGGACGCGCCCCGUCUCAGGGAAGCCUACUCGGAGCAGGUGAAGUCCGACAUCAAGAAACGAGUGCGGGACGACGCCGACUUCAACGCUCAGCAGUUCCCGGACGCGCACAGAGCCUUCCUAUCCGACUCGUAG